Molecule: messenger RNA, 993 nt
Organism: Didymosphaeria variabile
Lineage: Eukaryota; Fungi; Ascomycota; Dothideomycetes; Pleosporales; Didymosphaeriaceae
Exons: 1
Coding region: 1-993 (330 amino acids)
Source: RefSeq, a predicted model, not a curated record
AUGUCACUUGGAAGCAAAAGUGAACUUAUGUUAUGGACUCUUCGCUUACUCGACUGGUUAAAAAAGGGGCAUUGGAAGCCAUGGCUUCAGGUCCAACUCUAUGGCCUGCCGCCAUCAGAACAGCCAAGGACCAAUUUGGACCUGUGGUUGGAUGCGAUGGACUGGUCUGGGAUCGAAGAGCUCGCUAUAAAGCGUCAAAGACAUGAGGAUGACAUUGUCGAGAAACUACCGCCCCGUCUUACUUCACUACGCAGAUUAUGGUCCACGGAUAUGUCUUUCAUCGAGGCGCUGCCGAACAACACGCUCACCCACCUUACCUGGAUUGGACCAUCGAGGCAUGGCGAUUUUGCCAAUGUUCUCGAGCGACAAGGGUCCACACUAGAAAAACUAGAAUUCAGAUGCGACGAGAAAAUCUGUCCUUCGUUUUGCAAUCACUUCAAUAUGUCCCAUAUUCAGGAGAUGGCACAAAAUCUUGAGCAUCUGACCAUUGACAUACCGCGCAAUGGCACUUGGCCACUUGAGUUUUUCCAAGCCAUAGCCUCACUGUCAAAGCUUCGCUCGUUGGAGAUCUACUUAGAGCUUCAGUCAGACUGCCGACGGGGAAAGCCUGAGGACCAUGCCAUGUGGAAGUACCAAGAGGAGCACGGCAAGAACUACUGCACCGGUGGAGAUCAAUUUCAAAAGCCCCUGCUCAAUGAAAAUGAAGCAGAGAAUCUUUUCCAGCUCAUCGAGGAGGCCAAUAUCGGAUGUCAGCUUCAGGAUGUAACAUUUCGGCUCGGUGACUGGACACCACCGUAUGACGGUCCCCUCUAUUUUCCACCUUGGAUAGAAAACAGAAAAGCUGAAGUCACAUGUUCGAAAACUGACAGAGCGCAAAGGGAGAAGCGCUGUAGGGCAGUGAGGUCGUAUGGGUACUGGCCGCCGAAAACGAACGAACAGGAAGGGAGCUACUGGCCCUUACCCGAAGAAGAGCUGUACAUACCGGAAGACUAA